Molecule: messenger RNA, 669 nt
Organism: Poecile atricapillus (Black-capped chickadee)
Lineage: Eukaryota; Metazoa; Chordata; Aves; Passeriformes; Paridae
Product: sericin-1-like
Exons: 2
Coding region: 1-669 (222 amino acids)
Cellular component (GO): intermediate filament
Molecular function (GO): structural constituent of cytoskeleton
Source: RefSeq, a predicted model, not a curated record
AUGUCCUACUCCAACGAGUGGUGUGGGAUGAGCUGCCCGCAGCCCAUCGCCGAGAGCUCCAACGAGCCGUGUGUGCAGCAGUGCCCCGAGUCCAGAGCCCUGAUCCAGCCCCCGCCGGUGGUGGUGACCUUCCCGGGCCCCCUGCUCAGCACCUGUCCCCAGGAGAGCAUCGUGGGAUCGUCGGGCCCCGCCUGGCUGGGGCGUUCCUUCAGUUCCCGCAGCUCCUCGGGCUCUGGGGGCUCCUUUGGGCUGGGAGGUGCUGGGGGUUACGGGGGCCCGCUGGCCUUGGGGGGCUCCUCUGGCUCUGGGGGCUCCUUUGGGGCUGGAGGUUCUGGGGGCUCCUUUGGGUGGGGACCUUAUGGAGGUUCCCAGGGCUAUGGGGGCUCCUUUGGGGCUGGGGGCUCCCGUGGUUAUAGGGGCUCCUUUGGGUCUGGGGGCUCUGGGGGCUCUGGGGGCUUCCCGGGCUAUGGGGGCUCCCUUGGCUAUGGGAGCUCCCAGGGCUAUGGGGGCUCCUUGGGUUAUGGGGGCUCCCAGGGGGGCUAUGGGGGCUCCUUUGGCAAUUGCGGCAGCUCCUACAGCUCCGGCUUCUCCUCGCGGGGCCUGGGCUAUUCCCUGCCCGGCUCGCAGGGAUGGGGCAGGUCCCGCCGCGGGAGCUGUGGGGUUUUCUAA